GAAAUGAGCCGAAUGAAGCGAACAUGUCUGUGAAGUCCGAGAAACUAAAAAUUUGUCGUUCACUGUAUUGAUGUAAAUUUUAAAAAUCUAGGAAAAUGAUAUUGUAAAAGUUUAUUGAAACAGUUUUAUUAACAUUUUAAUGAUAUAAUAGUGUUAGUUUUGUUAAUAUAGUCCAGAACGUUGUAAAACAUCGGUAAAGUGCGAGAGUUUAGUGCGAGUGCUAGCAAGGGUGGUAACGAGAAAUGUGAAGUAGUAUCUAUGAAGUUCAGGAUUCGGCCGUUUAUUUUAUACCUAUAAUAAUGAGCGGACGCCCUAGGACCACAUCAUUCGCCGAGGGCAGCAAAUCCGUUCGAAAGACAUUCGAUAACAAUCAACCACCCAAACCACCUCUCGGAGGAGUAAAAAUUAGCAGCGACGUGGACACACCUAAGACCGAGCUGGCUUCGGAAAAAAAGACAUCGCACCGCAAGGACGGGUCGAAGGUGACGACGGUGGUAGCGACGCCGGGGCAGGGUCCCGACAGACCCCAGGAGGUCAGCUAUGCCGACAUGAAACUGAUCGGUAACGGCAGCUUCGGUGUCGUCUACCAGGCCAACUUAUGCGAUACCGGCGAGCUCAUUGCCAUCAAGAAGGUGCUCCAGGAUAAAAGGUUUAAGAACCGAGAGCUGCAAAUUAUGCGACGACUGGAGCACUGUAAUAUUGUCAAAUUGAAAUACUUCUUUUACUCCAGCGGAGAAAAGGUGACAGUGCCCGAUGCGGAUAGCUCACUUCUAAACGCAAUGCAGUCUCUAGAAGUCGCAAAGGACGAAGUGUACCUGAAUUUGGUGCUGGAGUUUAUACCGGAGACGGUGUACAAAGUUGCACGUCAUUACUCCAAAGAUGAACAGACCAUACCUAUUAGUUUUAUAAAGCUAUACAUGUACCAGUUGUUCCGGAGCCUGGCGUACAUACACUCUCUGAGCAUCUGCCAUCGGGACAUCAAGCCCCAGAAUCUGCUCCUCGAUCCCAAGACCGGGGUUCUCAAGUUGUGCGACUUCGGUUCCGCCAAGCACCUAGUGCGAGGCGAGCCCAACGUGUCCUACAUAUGCUCGAGAUACUACCGCGCGCCGGAGCUCAUAUUCGGCGCUAUUGACUACACGACGAAGAUAGACGUGUGGAGCGCGGGGUGCGUGGUGGCGGAGCUGCUGCUGGGUCAACCGAUAUUCCCCGGCGACUCCGGCGUCGACCAGCUCGUUGAGAUCAUUAAGGUUCUAGGAACACCGACAAGGGAACAAAUACGCGAGAUGAAUCCCAACUACACGGAAUUCAAGUUUCCACAAAUCAAGAGUCAUCCAUGGGCAAAGGUGUUCCGCGCGUGCACGCCGCCGGACGCGAUCUCGCUCGUGUCCCGUCUCCUGGAGUACACGCCCGGCGCGCGCCUGUCGCCGCUGCAGGCAUGCGCGCACGGCUUCUUCGACGAACUCCGAGAGCCCGGCGCGCGCCUGCCCAACGGCCGCCCCCUGCCGCCCCUGUUCAACUUCACCGAGUACGAGCUCGGCAUACAGCCGGCGCUCAACGACUUCCUCAAGCCGCGCGCGCCCGCCGACGCGCCGCCACCGACCGACGACGCAGGUGAAAACGCAGCGGCUAGCGGCCCCAGCGGUUCGCCGGGGACGUCGUAGAGCAACGCGAUGCCGAGCGCCGGACCGCAACCGCACGCACCGACGUACAUACACUAGACGGACACGCCAAACUCAAUCCUACCCCGCACUUAUAAAGCUCGUUGUCGCAUACGCCGCGCUCGUGAUUUAAGCCGUCUAGUGAUGGACAUGACCGAUGUAGCGCUACAUCGGACUGGCACCGCUUCGAAAGAAAUCGAUACGUACCCUACCAUUAUUACAGCUCAUUAUUGCGUACACUACACCACAUACGUAACUUCUCAUUAUUGCAUAAUAAUAUAUUCGGGACGAUCUUAAGACCGUUUAAUGCGAGCACGCACCGAGGUAGCGCUACAUUGAGCCCCGCACUAGACGAACAAAUCAAAUUGAACCGUACCCAACAUGUGUUGAAGUUCAUUAUUGCAUCUACUUAUAUAAUCUGCAUAGAAUUGGCUCAAAAAGACCGUCUAGUGCGAUCGAGUGUGAAGUCAUUACGUACAGGCAUUUUUAGUGUAAAUUUAUUUUUAUUUCUAUCUUUUACCCGAUUAACCUAUGUAGUGCCAAUAGUAUGUUGUAAUAAAGCGGCUUUCGGACAUUGAAUUUAGAGGCGAUUUAUUCUUAAAUGCGUCGUAGUGUAUGUGUUUAAUACGCAAAUUUAUCGUAACGGUACGUCGUUGCAUAUAGCGUCUGUAGAUUCAUUAUUAUUAUACGAGUGAAUGCGUCGCACCUCUAUGCUAUCGAUAUAAAUCGGUCUUCUAUUUUGCGUCCCUAGUCGAGAGUAUCCGAACGAAUUGAAAUAUGUACAUACUCGAUACUUGUCGUAUGUUAGAACGAAUAAUUAUACUGUCUUCUGUAGUUCUGGAUCGUGACGACGUCGGAUCCGUUAUACGAUUGAGUACGUAGGCCGUAAGUCGUGUGAGUGUUAGGGCGGCGCUGUAGAGGCGAGGUAUCUAUUUCUCGGUAUUCGAGUCGGUUCGCUGCUUAGUGAUAGUAUUCUUUUCGUGUUGGCCAUCGGGAAAAUUAUGCAUAUAGGUGUCUUCGACGAGUAAUCGUGUGAUACUGUAGUGUAAUCGUCGAUAAAGCUUGAGCUGUUGUAGUCGGUAAGAAGGGUAAAAUCCACAGUAGAUUCUAAACCGUCGCAAUGUGAUUACUUUGUACUUUUGUAAGCUCAAAUUCCUUCCUUCUGUAUAUACCUUACGCUGUUUUUGAUGUCGAUAUAUCCGCUCGCGAUCAUCGAAUAUUCAUUCCUACACGUAACGGAUCCGGACCCUCGUUAACGUAGCGGACUCCUAUGUAUCGUAGUGAUCGUUUCGCAAUGGUAAAGUAGUCACGUUUGUCGCGCAUCACGUCACGUCGAGGGUAGCCACGUAGCUCGUAGACUCCGUUCGCGCGAGUGCAACGCAUAAGUGACGCGUACUUGUAAAUUUUUAUAUAUUACUAGUAUAAACUGAUCUCUCAGGAUAAUUUUAAUAUUUAACUAUAUCUCAGAAUAUUAUGUAUUUGUAUAAACAAUUGAAACGAUAUAAAUUUUUAGACUCGUACUACACAUCGGUUUCUUUUAUGCGACAAACCUUCGAGUGUACGUCCGCUGUUGUGUACCUCACCCUAAGUGAACGCUGAAUGUAAUGUAUCUAAAUAGCACUGUCGGCGUCCUAUUGUAACGUCGUAGUUUUUCGAUAAUAUUGUAUUCUAUAUUCAAUAAAUGGUAUUUCUGCUAUGUAAAAUUUGUCAUUGAGAACGCGUUACUAGUAGUCAUUUAUAAAAAUAAUGUGUUAUUAUAAUUAAAUUUCAUUGUCAUAGUUUUUAAGCAUUUGAGCGAUUUCAUUUUGCACUUCGAGUUGGCAUGCAAUUACAAAUUAGGAAGGUAUUAAAUUCUAAGUAUAAUUAUAUCUAUAAAUUUAAUUCACGGUUUAGAUGUAGCCUAAUCGCGUCAGCUGCGGUGCGGCUAGCGCCUGUUAUCGAGUUGGGCAGCUGGAGUGGCGGAUUCCUUACACCCGGAUCUCCUUGAAUCUUCAAUAUGACACUCGAUUCACUCUCACCACGUGUUCCGUACCGCGCCGCUGACAAAGUGCGGCCGCGUGCACGCUCGACUGCGUGCGCGCCCGUAUCGCGAAGCGACCACGUGGUACAGUGGCCGCGAUGGCGGUCACGUAUGCAUGCAUCCGCGGUCACGUAUAUUAUAUACGCUCGUAUUACUACAUAUUUGUAUGUACUAAUUACUUAUAAAUUUUUUUAGUGUACUAAGAAGUGAAGGCGCUCGGCGCUCGAUUUGAAAUCACACAUAGUAGAGCUUAGUUGUCGUCCUUGCGGCUAUUAUUUUGCUGACACCUUUAUGAUUCGUGUAAAUAUAUUAUUAUAAUUAUUAUGUAUGGUAUGACUUAUAUCGGUAGGAGGCGCUCCGGAGGAUUCAGUAAGGGUUAUGAUAGUCUAGAUAUGCAUAUUUUAUUAAGUCUAUGAAUUUUAUAAUCGACGUUGCUUCUGAAGACCCUCUGUGUAAAAAGUUAAGACAUACUAGUGACCUGAAUGUUCGAAGCGAUGUUAGAACUUAGAACGUCUAUAUUCCCACUGAAUUCUCACUUUCACGUUUUGCGUGCACAUUUACGUCAUGAGAAUUUCCGGUUCAAAUGUUUCGAAAUGGGGUUGACUUAUAUAAAUUAUUUAAAGUAAAAAGAGUUUUCUUAUUGCUAGUACUGUAAUAAUAAAUUUAAUAGUGAGUGAAAUUUGUAUUUUGUUUUAAUUUGUUUUACAGAAUUUGAAUACAUCGUAACACCCAUAUCGUUGUUAGUUAUGAAUGAAAAUAACAUAAUUAUAAAAGUAAAUAUUAAAUGAAUAGUA
Messenger RNA from Aricia agestis (brown argus), 4472 nucleotides. It is a transcript of the gene sgg, whose product is annotated as glycogen synthase kinase-3 beta-like. The record is from RefSeq and is a predicted model, not a curated record. Gene Ontology annotation, biological process: signal transduction; negative regulation of canonical Wnt signaling pathway; protein phosphorylation. Gene Ontology annotation, cellular component: cytosol; axon; cytoplasm. Gene Ontology annotation, molecular function: ATP binding; protein serine/threonine kinase activity. The transcript is spliced from 11 exons. The coding region runs from base 300 to 1661 and encodes 453 amino acids. Lineage: Eukaryota; Metazoa; Arthropoda; Insecta; Lepidoptera; Lycaenidae.